UUCCAGAGUUGCUAACAGUUGCUGUCUGACUGAAUGUCCGCCUCCCCCUCCCCUCUUCAUCCCCUCACCCGGAGAUUUUCGACGUAUUCGGCCAGUGUCAUAUCCUGAUUUGAAAACAACGCACAAUGACAAGUCCUUGCGUGUACUUUUCGCUCUUUUACGUUGUGCUGACUCUGUGCAUAAUUUUCCCACCGCCUGAAUUCAAAUCAGCGGGGCUGACACUUGAAGUGAUCUUCCAAAAAUGGCUUGGAAGCGAAAACGAAAUGUUCAUUCAAUACCACGUUAAACGGACAUCAAUGAACUUAUUCCUUCACUCCAUGGUCCCAUUUGGUUACAUUCUGGGUUUGGAGUACGUGAGGGCUUACAGCUAUGCAGACGUGGAACAACAGCUAUUGCCAACAUGGAGUUACUCAUGGAAAGUCUAUGUUGUGACCGCUACCCUCAUCCCACUUACAGUGUGUGCCUUCUUUUUCUGGUGGUUCCCUAAUCUGUGGAAAAACCACCCAGUUGCACGUAAACUGGCUCUCUAUGCCAACCCAGGAGCCACUUGGUGGGCUGUAGCUUCAGAUAUCAACAUUGAAUUUAGAAGAAUUAAUAAAAUUAGUAUUCAGUCAAGCUCAGUAGUUCGGGUUGUGGCGACUGACAACUGGGUCAUUAAAAUAUCGCCAUAUACUCUCGACGUAGCUCAUCAAUCUGACACAGCACUCAUUCUCUCUAGUGCUGACGUUCACCCGUGGUCACCACAUAUAAAUGAUAAUGUCCAAUUUGUCAAUAUUGAGGUGAAACCUACUAGACAGAAUGCUAGACCAUUUAAAAUAAGACUGAAUGCCUUAGAUCUCAAGGAUCUCCAGAAUCGUAUUACCCGCCCUAUCACUAUUUUAGGGAAUGUCAGAGUACAAGGGUCUCUCACGGACCGAUUUUUAGAGACAUUUUCUGAAGAGGUGUCAAAAAACCCUGUCUACUCUACAACUGAGGAACUUGAAUCAUGCAUAGGCUGUAUGCAAGUUACAGCCAAUGUCAAAUUACGUAAAAUGUGUGAGGAGCUACCUGCUCACCGGGACAGCUGCACAAAUUGUUAUUGUAGGCCCAUGUGGUGCGUGGACUGCAUGGCUAGAUGGUUUGCCUCCAGACAAGAGAAGGAGCCAGCCACUUGGUUGUCCUCUAAGUGUUCCUGCCCAUUAUGCCGAGCACGUUUCUGUAUUCUUGAUGUAUCUCCUGUUGUUCAAGAGUAAUCUAGUUUGCCAAUGUCAAUGACUGCCCAUAAGCUAAGGACAUAAUAAGUGUUGCUAACUUGUAAUAGUAUUAAUUUUAUUAAGAUACAAAAAAAUAUAACGAGAUGUUUACAAGGCCAUGGUGGCAGCAAGCUUUCAAACUACUAUAUCAUACUUAAGUAAUAGAGCAGCAAAUGCAUAAUACUGAUAGUAAUUCAGUCUUAUGACUAAUGGACACUGGCACUUGAAUUUCCAAAUUUGUUCUUGGAAUGAUUUCAGCAAGUUCUAAGCGAUAGAGUAUUGCAUGUAACAUUAUAACAUUAUUUAAAUGCAAAUUUUUAUAAUCUUCAGAAAUAACUGUAACCACCAAGCACAACUGUAUAUUUCACCUCUGGGGGAAACCCACGAGGUCUUCUGUGAUGAAACAUGUGAUGAUUCUUUGGAUUGUACCUAUUAAAUAAUCUAAGUAGCACAGGUUCACCUUACAAUUUUUGUUCAAGUUAUCAAAAAACAAAAAAAAUAAGGAAUUAUUGACCUGUAAGAAAAAUGAAAUUCAAAAAAUAUAGAUGAUAUUUAUAGAA
Molecule: messenger RNA, 1792 nt
Organism: Frankliniella occidentalis (western flower thrips)
Lineage: Eukaryota; Metazoa; Arthropoda; Insecta; Thysanoptera; Thripidae
Product: E3 ubiquitin-protein ligase TM129
Exons: 5
Coding region: 126-1232 (368 amino acids)
Biological process (GO): protein ubiquitination
Cellular component (GO): endoplasmic reticulum; membrane
Molecular function (GO): ubiquitin protein ligase activity
Source: RefSeq, a predicted model, not a curated record